GCACACAGGACUGAAACCGCAUUGGCUCUGACCUGAGGCAGUAGGAGGAGACUUUGACAAUGAAUGUGCUGAGGACACAUGUUUACAAUGAUGAGGGAGAGGGGAAGAAUGGAGCUGCACAGGAGCACUGAACACUAUGGUGCCUCCUCUCAACAGCCUGACAGUCAAGGAAGCUAACAAACGUCACUGCAGAAGGACACCAAAGGGUCGCACUAACCUGCAGGGUCAUAGGAGGAACAUGCAAAACAGAUUUUAAAUGACUUAUCACAAAAGCUGAUAGCAUUUGACUUUGCUGCUCUGUUUAAAGCACAAUACAAUCUCCCCGAUUCCAAACAAACUGAGACAAGGGGGACAAGUCAAGGACAAGGACUAACAGAACAUACUGUGUAGUUUAACUCUCAGGGAUGACCAGUGCACGGCUGCUAAAACCUUCCCCAGAAGAAUCUGUGUUUGGUGCCCAGCCUUCCCACAGGAUGACAUCCACUGUGUCAGCCGUACCCUGUGGCGUCUUUGGCCCCUCGUCGCCUCCUCCAGCUGUCUGGCCUCCUCUGGACUUCGCCCUGGGUGCUCUUGCCUGUUGUGCUGCCUGUGUUUUCACCAAUCCCCUUGAGGUUGUAAAGACUCGUCUGCAGCUCCAGGGAGAGCUGCGUGCACGGGGAUCCUACCAGAGACACUACCGCGGAGUCCUGCAGGCUCUCUGGGUGGUGGGUCGCACUGAUGGGCUCCGGGGCUUGCAGAAGGGGCUCUCAGUCGGCCUCAUCUACCAGGGUGUGAUGAAUGGCGUGAGGCUGGGGUCCUAUUCCUACUGUGAAGCUCUGGGUAUCACUUCGUUCCACGGAGGGAGUCUGCUUUCAGGGGCAGGGGCUGGGGCGCUGGGUGCCUUCAUUGCCUCUCCUGCCUACCUGGUGAAGACUCACCUGCAGGCUCAGACUGUGGAAACAAUAGCAGUAGGCCACCAGCAUAACCACCUGGGAGUGUCUGAUGCCUUUGUUACCAUCUAUAGAAGAGAGGGUUUAACUGGCCUUUGGAGGGGUGUGAACGGGGCUGUGCCUCGAGUCAUGGUGGGAUCAGCUGCUCAACUGGCAACCUUCACCUCGGCCAAGGACUGGGUGUCCCGUUCACAGUUGUUCAGUCCAAACAGCUGGCUCACGGCUUUGAUAGCUGCCAUGAUCAGUGGAGUGGCUGUGGCGAUCACCAUGACACCAUUUGAUGUCAUCAGUACACGUCUCUACAACCAGCCGGUAGAUGAGUCUCAUAAGGGACGUCUGUACCACGGGUUUUCAGAUUGUAUGCUAAAGGUGUGCCGAACUGAGGGCCUGCUAGGGUUGUAUAAAGGCAUGGGCCCUGUGUUCCUGCGUUUGGCCCCACACACGGUGCUCAGCAUGCUGUUCUGGGAUCUGAUGAGGCAACAGACAGUGAAGGACAACCAGAGCUAGAGAGGGAGCUAAGACAUCCCAAAGCCCUGUGUGCGAUUGACCGGACUCUGUUAUAGCCACCAAAGUGGUCCAUCUAUUAAUUAAACACUGAAUUUAAAGAAAAAGUUCUACACUUUGGUAAAUGCAUUUGCUGAGAGUUAGAUGAGAAGAUUGAUACCACUCUAAAGCUACAGCCAGCUGCUGGUUAGCUUAGCUUAGCAUAAAGACUGGAAAUGGGUGGAAACAACCGACCUGGUUCUGUUCACCACAGCAUUAACUUCCUCGAGUCACCAGGCAACCGGCAGUUUAGCAUAAAACGUCCUUUAUGUUUCCUGUAGUUGUUUUACAGUUUAGACAAUACAUAACAUGUUCAUUUUUGAGCUUUAGAGUUACUGAAUUUUGUUACCACUUAACAGACAGAUGCUAGCUGUUUUCCCAUUUUCAGCUUCUGUGCUGAGCUAUCAGCUGCUGGCUGUAGCUUCAUACUUACCGUACAGUACAAGAGUGUGAUCAGUCUUCUUACUUAACUGUCUGGAAGAAAGAGGAAAAAGCACAUUUCCCAAAAUGUUGAACCAUUCCUUUAAGUGAGACUGAAGCAAGAUGGACAUAUGCACAGACUAUGACAUCUUCAGGAGUUCCUAUCAAAUUUCUCAAAUAAAUGAAGAUGCUGAUGAUUUGUCAGGUUUCACCUUAAUACCUCAAAUGAUGAAUUUACAAACAAUGUCUCAGGCUUUCAGACGUGAGCUUGCCGAAAAGCUGAAAUUAGAGAAGUGAGACUCGUGGCUGGCAAGCAUAUCAGUGAAGUGCCCGUGACCUGCAAAACAGGUCGGGAUUAUUAAAACUUAAGCUCUGUAUUCCAUGUUUGUUAUUUGUCACACUUUAAAGGAUAAUUCUAGUUGCCUUCUCUGUUAAAUGUACAGAAAGACAUCAGAUGGGAAUGCCAAGAAUGCCAUUUGAUUUGCCAUUCGGUUUUCAUUUUCAGAAAUGUGACCUAUGGGUGUUUUAUGCCUUUGAAACCUAUGUAAGAAUAAUAAUAUGAAUAAAUUAGGGCAAUAAUAAAGAGAUUUUUAUAUGAAA
This is a messenger RNA of Scatophagus argus, 2492 nucleotides long. It is a transcript of the gene slc25a34, whose product is annotated as solute carrier family 25 member 34. The coding region runs from base 405 to 1436 and encodes 343 amino acids. The record is from RefSeq and is a predicted model, not a curated record. NCBI's taxonomy places the organism in Eukaryota, Metazoa, Chordata, Actinopteri, Scatophagidae. The transcript has 6 exons.